UGGGUAUGUAUAGAUUGUUUCUUUCCUAUAAUGGAAUCCUACUUUCCUUCUGAAAGCAGCGCUGACUCUCCCCUUCCUACCAAAUACAAAGAGAAAAUCUCAACUCUUCCCAAACAUCAUGGCUGGAGAGUUAAUGCAGAUUUUUACCACUACCAAGGAUUCUGGUGCUAUUCCUUCUUCCUAGAAGGAAUCAUGAAAUCUCAACAACACUUCCAGGCCCAAUCUGGUGACAUAAUCCUGAGCAGUGCUCCUAAAACCGGCACCACAUGGCUUAAGGCUCUAACCUUUGCCAUUGUGACUCGACACCAUUUCGAUGACUCCACCAAUCCUUUACUCACAACUGCCCACGAAUGUGUUCCCUUCUUGGAAGUGGAUGCUGUAGAGGACGCCUUCCACCGGAGCCCAAAACUUCCUCUGCUGGCUACACACUUGCCAUACACUAGCUUGCCAAAUUCCAUAAUGUCUUCUCAUUGUAAAAUUGUGUACAUCUGCAGAGAGCCCAAGGAUGCAUUUAUCUCCCUGUGGCACUUUAUCUGCAAGUUGGCACCUCAAGAAGAGGAACACGUUCCUCUAGAAGCGGCUCUCGACAUGUUCUGUAAAGGAAUAUCACAAUAUGGCCCAUACUGGGACCAUAUUCUAGGGUAUUGGAAGGCAAGCCUGGAAUGUCCUGAGAGAGUACUGUUCCUGAAAUAUGAAGAUCUGAAGAGUGACACCUUGCAUUACAUAAAGACAUUGGCCGAUUUCAUGGGAUGUCCUUUUUCCCUGGAGGAAGAGAGUGAAGGGGUGGUGCAGAAAAUUAUGAACUUGUGUAGUUUUGAGACUUUGAGCAAUUUGAAGGUGAAUAAGACUGGAAUGCAUCGUUCCAGCACUCCAUUGGCGACCAAAAACGAUGUGUACUUCAGGAAAGGAAACGUGGGAGACUGGAAGAAUCAUCUGACAGAUGAAAUGGUACAGCGUGUAGACCAGAUAACUGAACAAAAAUUUAGUGGCACUGGCUUGAUGUUUCUGCAGCCAUGAGUUCUCUGCACAACGACGUGGGUUAGUAACUUCCAUGUCUAGAAUCCUAGUUUGGAAGGAAUGGGUAUCACUCAUUUGUUUUCAUUCAAUGGUGUUUUUUUCUCCUUUUGUAAUUACCCUGUUGCAUGUACUGCAUGAAAGAAUUAAGUGAAGGGAGUGAAUCCUUUAUUUUGUUUGGUAACUACAAAGGAUUGAAAUUCCUACAUUCCUUUGAUA
This is a messenger RNA of Vitis riparia (riverbank grape), 1233 nucleotides long. RefSeq names its product flavonol sulfotransferase-like. Lineage: Eukaryota; Viridiplantae; Streptophyta; Magnoliopsida; Vitales; Vitaceae. Gene Ontology annotation, biological process: sulfation. Gene Ontology annotation, molecular function: sulfotransferase activity. The record is from RefSeq and is a predicted model, not a curated record. Gene Ontology annotation, cellular component: cytoplasm.